Molecule: messenger RNA, 1242 nt
Organism: Mytilus californianus (California mussel)
Lineage: Eukaryota; Metazoa; Mollusca; Bivalvia; Mytilida; Mytilidae
Exons: 5
Coding region: 1-1242 (413 amino acids)
Source: RefSeq, a predicted model, not a curated record
AUGGAUGAAAGUGAUUCUGACAGAAAUGACAAUCUUCUAGAACUUGAUGGUGGAAUAUCUGAUCCAAACAGUUUUCAACAUGAUAUAUUUGAAAACAGAUUCGCAAAAUGUGAUUUUUGUAUAAAGAUAAAGAUCAAGCUAGAAAAUCAGAAUCUCAGCAAAGCAAAGCGAUUGAAAUACAUGCAGAAGAGAGAAAAACAUCUGAAAUUGCAGAACCAAGAGCGUCAGAAAUACUAUCGCCACGCUGAGAAGUCACGAAGAUAUCCACACAAAUACCUUUGUAUGAUAAUCGACGGUAUGGACCAAAACAAAACCAACAUACCUCAUUUCCAUCGACUCGCAAAAUCUACUUCCCAGAUGUGGAAUUUAAGGACACAUCUUACCGGAGUAAUUAUUCAUGGAAUAUCAACAUUUGGUUUUUUUGACAUCGGACAGUGGCCACAUGACUCAAAUCUAACUAUGAAUAUUAUACUGAAUUCGCUAUGGCAAGUAAAGGACAAACUACCAAACAUCUUGUAUAUCCAGAUGGACAACUGUUUUCGAGAAAAUAAGAACAAAUGGGUAUUUGCACUUUGUUGUUUUUUGGUUGAGAUGAAAGUUUUUGAAAAAGUCAAAGUAAAUUUCUUGAUGGUCGGGCACACACACGAAGACAUCGACCAGUUGUUUUCGAGAUUUUCUAAUUGGCUUUCAAGGCAUUCGGCUAUUACAAUGAUGAAACUGAUGUUUGGUUUUGAAAAAUAUGAUGAAGUUUUAGAAGAAAACUGGUAUGUGGACGAGAUGUUACAAGCUAUUUCUGAAAGACCGUCCUUUAAUUUUAGACCUGACAACUUAGCCACAGAAGAUGAUGAUGAUUUAAGUGACAUUGCGGACGAUUUUGCUGAAAUACCACCGGUUCAUCUUGGAAAACCGCCAUCAAGAAAAAAAAAGAACGAACAAGUUGUUUCGGCUGUACCCGAGGUUGGCGAUAUCUGCGGUAUGGAUGUCGAAAAAUAUUCGGAUUUCUGGCCGCAGAUUGGUGAAAUCAAGUCUAUUGACGGUAACUGUGUUCAACUUGUUUGGUUCAAAGGAGCUAGAACUACUGUUUGGCGUCCAUGGUUGAUACAAAUGGGAAAACAAAGAAAACCAUGGACAGAAGAAUUACAACUAGAAGACAUUGUAGUUAAUAAAAUCAAGCUCACCAAUAGUGGAAAACUUUCUCAAGAGAGCGUUAGAGUGCUUGAUGAGAUCGAACGGAGAUUCUAA